Styela clava is the source of this 2008-nucleotide messenger RNA. Its product is annotated as ras-related protein Rab-18-B-like. The record is from RefSeq and is a predicted model, not a curated record. Lineage: Eukaryota; Metazoa; Chordata; Ascidiacea; Stolidobranchia; Styelidae. Gene Ontology annotation, molecular function: GTPase activity; GTP binding.
CUAGCCGUUUCGGUUUUGUCAUUCUUUUGCAACAGUUUCCAUGCAUCGCUUAUUGAUCACUAGCGCCGCAAGUGCAGGAACAUUUCUUUGUUUAUCUCUUGCAAAAUUUGUCUGUCACAGUGGAGGACGUGUCGUUCGAGAAUAUAGCUAAUUUCUGAAGUUAUUUGCCCCUAGUUAAUCUGAAAUACCGAAACGACUGCUUACAGUAUUGGAAAAUUAUAAAUACCUCAAUUCAAUACAGCUUGCUGUCGUUUUUUUUUCAACGCUAAAGAGAAUCUGACAGCAAUAUCCAGAUAUCGCAGAGCUUGAAUACCGGUACGGAUUGUAGAGAUGGAUGGGGACAUACUCACAACUUUGAAAAUACUAAUAAUCGGAGAGAGUGGUGUUGGCAAAUCCAGCCUUCUCCUACGAUUCACAGAUGACAAAUUUGACCCAGAUCAACCUGCUACAAUUGGUGUUGAUUUUAAGGUGAAAGCUCUUACUGUUGAUGGAAACACAGUGAAAUUAGCAAUAUGGGACACAGCCGGUCAAGAAAGAUUUCGAACUCUAACACCAAGUUAUUAUCGUGGCGCACAAGGGGUUAUAUUUGUUUAUGAUUGCACAAGGCCGGAUACAUUUUCGAGGAUAGGUGCAUGGCUAACUGAACUCGAUACAUAUGCUACAAAAGCAAAUAUAGUAAAGAUGCUCGUCGGAAAUAAAAUUGACAAAGAAGACAGAGUGGUUGACAGAUCAGAUGGUUUAAAGUUUGCAAGGAAACAUGCUAUGCUUUUUAUAGAAGCCAGUGCUAAAACGAAAGAUGGAGUACAAUGUGCCUUUGAGGAACUUGUUGAGAAAAUUAUACAAACUCCAGGACUAUGGGAUAAAGAUGGACAAAAGGGUGGUACUGUAAAUGUUACUUCUCAAGGUUCAGAGCAGCAAGGUGCAUGCUCAUGUUAGUGAAUGUGAUCCUGCCAACAUUCCCAUAAGGGUUAUUGUUAUUAAUAAUAGUAUUAUGACCAAUACCAUGCAUGAGCCUUUCAACAAUGAUAUUCUGAUCGCAUGCCAACCAUCAUUGUUCGAUGCAAUAGUGUUGUCUCUAUUUAACUUCGUAAAUCAUGUGGCUUGUUACUGACUAAUUAUAGCAUUUGGUAUUUGUUAAUAUAAGCCAAUACGAUCGCAACAAAUAUGAAUACCCCUCUAAUUAACUGAUUCGUGCAUUGCCUUAUGACUAGCCAGAUUGUCCUGAACUAAUGCAUGUCAACCUAUAAUUUUUACACACUUUGGUUUCAGGAUAAUUUUGAAUCGUUUCUCAAAAAAUUCUGGUAAUUCAGUAGAUCCCAUUGACUUCAUUCAGAGUUUUUUUUGUGGAUGGUAAGGGAAAUAAUGAAUCCCAAAAUAUGAAAAAAGGGUAUUGCUUUCCAUUAUCAAAUUUUUCUAUGAAUAAGUUCUGUUUAGUUAGACAAAUUUUCGGAGUAAUUCUUACUGCAAAAAGUUCAAUCAGAUCGUUGGAAAAUUAGUUCGCUUCAUAAAUUUAUUUUUAGGGAUGCCACAUUUAUUUUAUCUCAUCUAGCAAGCUCUGUGAUAAUUUUCACUAUAUUAUUCUGUGCUAAAUCUGAUAUAUUUGAGUGAAUUAUUAUUUUUUUGUUCAGUUUUGGUGGUUUUAACCAAUUUUAUAUUAUUAUUUCUGUGAGCCUUGUAUAUACAUUUCAGUUCUGAUUUGAACAAGCUUUCAAUUGUUUGCCUUUAUUUUGCCCCUUUGCGACCCUUUUGAGUGGAAUAUAUACUGCCUGCUCUAUACAGUCUCUAAUUUCGAUAACAUUUCAUUAGUCAUACAAGAGAUAUAUUGAUCUCAAUAUCAUGUAUACGUUUUAUAUAUGACAUGUGUACUUAAACGCACCUUUCAAUUGGCUGCCACCGUGAAUUGAUCUGAAAUACAUACUUAGUGGCCUGGUUUAUGUUUCUCAGCAACAAGCAAUGCUUUUAAACACACUGUCAAUUACUGUCACACUUUGAAUUACAAUCUAAUUGA